CAUCGUUUGUAAUGGGGGUUUUCAGAACAGUGCAUUUGGUUUUUAGACAAAAACCUUGGGAUUGUUGACAGGAAUUGGAAGAUUUAACGUCCAAUUUUGCUUCAGAAUUGUCGAUUAUUUGCAAUUUUCGGUUUCUGUUCCUUUUUUAGUAUCUGAUCAGUCGAAUGGGGUUUUGCUUUCGCUCAUUUUGUUUGAUAAUUAUUGUUUCUCUUUUUGAUUUUCCUUGUGUUGUUCUGGAUUUCUUGGUGGAUUCCUCAUUUCUUCUUCCCUUCUUCUUCUUUCUGGCUAAAUUUUUGCUUUGAGAGAUUCGAUCUCAGAUUCUGCGCCAAAUCUCUUCAGAAAUUCGUGGAUGAUCGAGAAUCUCCCCAAUUUUCUGUUCCGAGUUCUUGAAUUCCGAUCAACCUUCAGCUGUUUGCAGAUUCCUGCAUAGAUAUAGGAAACCAUCCGUUUCUCAUGGAUUUAUGUUUCGUUGUUUUCGAUCAUCCACUCAAAGGUUUUCUAUCUGAAAAUCUUUCCUGUGUUGAGUUCAUAAUUUAUAAUGACUGCAUGCCUCAUCUCUGAUGCUCAAGUAAUAUUGUUUUGCAUGGGGUUUUCCUCUUUCUGGAACGUCUCUCGGUUAACCUGCUUCAUCCCAUCAUCACUGAAGUUUGUUUAAAUUUGGGUUUUAGUUUGAGCGUCAGUCUCUCUGUUGAAAUUCCAAGUUCUGGGUGUGUGCAUGUGCGAGAAUGUGCUUUUUUGGCCUUGAUUUGUGUCAAUAUAAGCCUUGGAAUUGUGAUGUUGAGGCCAGAAAAUGCUUCAGAACUUUUGUUUCAUUGGUUUGUUUCCAAUUUGAUUUCUCUAGCUUGUAAAACAGAUCUAGUUUGAGUUUGGCAUUGGAUCCUUUGGUUUCUCUGGGCUUCUUCUUUUAUUGUUUCCCAAUGUGGUUUGUUGUUCUGUUCAUCUGUUCAUCUGUUCAUCUCUUUUCCUUUACAGGAAUUAAUUUGUGCUGUGACUUUGUGAGCAGUAGUCACAAAGUUGAAGUGUGUUGAUCUCUGUGUACUGUUCAUAUUUGUGCUAUGACUUCUAAAAUAUGGUGCUUCAGAAGAGGUUAGAUUAUGGGUUUCAUGACUACCAAGUGCCAACAAUGCCUCGAGCUACCAGAUCGGCGAGGAAGAGAAGUAUAUGUAAAAAGGGCACUGAAGGUAGUCAAAUGCGUGCGUUCGAUUUGUUGGCCACUGUUGCUGACAAGUUGUUGCAUGGGACAGAAGGUCCUACUACUAAUACUAUCGAUACAUCAACCGAAAAAGAUAGGUACACGGUUGUGGACAAAGAAUUGAAUGUGGACAGUUUGUGCAAAGUAGAACCUUCUCAGGGCUUUGUCUCAGAGCUUGUUUUAUCUGGUCAUGAUAAAAAAUGUGAAUCAAAGGAUUGUUUUCCACAGCAUAAUGAGCAUGUUGAACAUUCGCUGCCAUUAGCUUCUGAAGUAACGAAUUUCGAAAUGGGAAAUUUAGCUAGCGAAGUACGUGUAGGCUCCCCCAUUAGCAAGGAGUCCGAUAACUGUGAAUUGGAUGGUAAGAGUGAAGUUAUAGUAAAAUAUGAGUUGCUUAAAACUGAAGAGGUGCUUACUAGAACUCAGGAUCGGGGGGAUGACUCAUGCAAGAGAGAGGAUCCCGUUAUCUGGGACCAGAAAGCUCGUGUGUUGGGAAAUUCGGUUAGUUGCGGCAAGGUGAUUCACAACAAACAGAUUGUUCAGAACUCUUAUUUUGCAACUCAGAAUAAUGUAAAAGUAGUUGAUAGAGAUGAUGACGAAAACUCUUCUGGGUGUACUCACCCAGUCUCCUCAAUAAAGUCCUUUAGGACAGUACCUAGUAGUAGAGACCGAAGGAUAAAGAAAGUAUCUGCUUCCAAAUCUUGGAAAGUAGUUCCAAGAUAUAGGGAUGAAUCACUUUCUAAGACUGAUGGCGUUUGGAAAUCAUUGUCGUGCUGUAAGAGCUCUCAUGACAGUUGCAGACCCCAGAAAUCUCAAAUGAAUAUUCCUUUUAAAAAGAGGAAAUUCUUCGACUGUAGUAGCUCAGUGUCGAAUUCUGAUGGUGGAGUUAACUCAGAGGGCAUUUCUGAUUCAAAUGGGAAGGUUGCCAAGAUGGAUAGCUCAGGGAGAUCGUGUUCUGUAUCAGGUCACGGCCAUCACAAAUCUUUCCAAUCCAAGGAUUCUCAUGUGAAAAUUAGGAUAAAAUCUUUUAGGGUGCCAGAGCUCUUUAUUGAAAUUGCAGAGACUGCAACUGUUGGUUCAUUGAAGAGGACCGUUAUGGAAGCAGUGACGGCUAUACUUGGCGGUGGAUUACGUGUCGGUGUUCUUCUUCAGGGGAAGAAGGUUAGAGAUGACAAUAAAACUUUAUUCCAGACUGGAAUCUCUCAUGACAACCAGCUCGAUUCGUUGGGAUUUGCCCUUGAGCCUAAUCCUUCACGAACGCCUCUUGUGUUGUGCAAAGAAGAUUCUCCAUGUAUUCUUCCAUGUGAUGCCCCGGAACCACUAACCAGGUAUUCACCGGAUGCCUCUGCAGAUCAUCCAGGCAGUAGCAAUGUGUUGCCUGAGCCUCAUGGAGACUCUUUAGGCAAUUUCAUUGAAAGUGAUCAUGAUUCAGCCCCCUCUCCGACUGAUACGUCAAAUCACAAAAGCACGGUGGACUCUAAAGCGCUGGUCACUGUACCAGCAAUGACAGCAGAGGCGAUUUCUGUGGUUCCCAUGCAUCGAAAAUCGAAGCGGUCCGAGGUUGCGCAGAGGCGAAUUCGUAGACCCUUCUCUGUCGCUGAAGUGGAGGCAUUAGUUCAAGCUGUUGAGAAACUUGGUACAGGAAGGUGGCGAGACGUUAAACUCCGCGCAUUUGACAACGCAAAGCAUAGAACUUAUGUGGAUCUGAAGGACAAAUGGAAAACACUGGUGCACACAGCGAGAAUAUCCCCACAGCAAAGACGGGGAGAGCCCGUGCCACAGGAGCUUUUGGACCGAGUCUUGACCGCACACGCGUACUGGUCGAAGCAGCAAGCUAAGUACCAGCUGAAGCGCCAGCCCGAGAGGUUUCUCCUUUGAGUUGGUUGGUUGGUUAUAUAUAUAUAUAUAACAUAUAUAUAUAUAUAUAUAUAUAUAUAUAUAU
This is a messenger RNA of Cucurbita moschata (crookneck pumpkin), 3131 nucleotides long. Its product is annotated as telomere repeat-binding protein 5-like. The record is from RefSeq and is a predicted model, not a curated record. Bases 1070 to 3067 code for a protein of 665 amino acids. The transcript has 10 exons. NCBI's taxonomy places the organism in Eukaryota, Viridiplantae, Streptophyta, Magnoliopsida, Cucurbitales, Cucurbitaceae. Gene Ontology annotation, molecular function: protein binding.